Bactrocera tryoni is the source of this 1961-nucleotide messenger RNA. RefSeq names its product BTB/POZ domain-containing protein KCTD5 (gene inc). Bases 612 to 1250 code for a protein of 212 amino acids. NCBI's taxonomy places the organism in Eukaryota, Metazoa, Arthropoda, Insecta, Diptera, Tephritidae. Gene Ontology annotation, cellular component: cytoplasm; Cul3-RING ubiquitin ligase complex. The transcript is spliced from 6 exons. Gene Ontology annotation, biological process: proteasome-mediated ubiquitin-dependent protein catabolic process; protein homooligomerization. Gene Ontology annotation, molecular function: cullin family protein binding. The record is from RefSeq and is a predicted model, not a curated record.
AACAAAUUGCAACACUGUCGCUGAGCGAGAAAACUAUAUAAGCUACGAAUGAACUCGAUAAGCAAAUGAAUGGCAGAAAAGAAAAACAUUUAUUUGGAGAAAAAAGAAGUAAACGAGUGAUUAUUGAAUGAAGAGUGGUGAAUAGGCAUGUAAUCUGUAUUAUUAAUAAAUUAAAAGUAAUUUGUGGCGGAAUUGAUUACAAAGAUUGAUUGUGAAGAAUUAUAAGAUAAAACAGAAAUAUUUCCUUUAAAAGAUAAGAUACUCAUACAUGUAAGAAUACCUAGAAUUUGCGGAGUAUUAUUGAGUGCCAGCGAUUUUGAAUCAAUUAAAAGAAAAGCAAAAUUGCAGUUAAGUGCUCCACAAAUUGCACCUUUGUCCGGGUAGAGUUCAGUUUAAGAGAGUGGAAAACAUUCCAUAACUGCUGAAGGUUAAUAGGCACCAAUUGUUCUACUAAAUCGCAGUUGCAACGAAUUCAGUGGUAUAUAAUCAAACCUUGAAAGAAAGUACGUGGUCCACAAAAUAUACACAGCCAUUGGCCAGAUUUUGAGUGCUAAAAAACUUGAGCAAGUAAAGAUCCGGAAAAUUAAGACUCAAUACUUUCAAAUUUAAUUAUGACCACAAUAAAUAUAAAUUCACGAAAAAGUCCAAUGCUGAAAAAGCAGGGCACGGACCAAUGGGUGAAGCUCAAUGUGGGUGGCACAUAUUUCCUUACAACAAAGACUACGUUAUCCCGUGACCCAAAUUCGUUUCUAUCGCGUCUAAUACAAGAAGAUUGUGAUUUAAUAUCAGAUCGGGAUGAAACAGGUGCCUACUUGAUUGAUAGGGACCCAAAAUACUUUGCGCCUGUGUUGAACUACUUGCGACAUGGUAAACUCGUCUUAGACGGUGUAUCCGAGGAAGGCGUUCUAGAGGAAGCCGAAUUUUAUAAUGUCACACAACUCAUAACGUUAUUGAAAGAGUGUAUAAAUCAUAGAGAUCAGCGACCACAAGCCGAUAAAAAGCGUGUAUAUCGCGUAUUACAGUGUCGUGAGCAAGAGUUAACACAGAUGAUCUCAACAUUAUCGGAUGGUUGGCGUUUUGAGCAAUUAAUUAGUGUGGGAAUGCAAUAUACGAAUUAUGGACCAUUCGAAAAUAAUGAAUUUUUAUGCGUAGUCUCAAAAGAAUGCGGCACAACGUCAGGUCGUGAAUUGGAACUGAACGAUCGUGCCAAAGUGCUACAGCAGAAAGGAUCUAGAAUUCUCGGAAUUUAAAGUAGAAAGAAAGCGAAUUCUCACACCACCUCCAACAUCCUCCCACACCACCACCCUAGAAACUGUAUAGCGAAAGCCUUUGCGUAAUAGUGUGUGCCCCCCUCACAAUGCUUACCACCUACCACCAACACCACAACCACCGCCCGCAAGCGCCAACACCAUAUAGCCACCAUCAUCAUCACCAAAAUACACACAUACAUGUUAACACGCCCAUCAGCAUUGUCACCUUAGGUUCACCAAGUAAUACUUUCGACAUAACAGACGGCAAUCACCGCUAACACCAAGCAACACCACCAAUGAUUCAAUGAUUGUACUGCUUUAAGAGUGCAAAAACAAAGCAAUGCGUAGUUAACCACGUGCUCAGUAGUCGCUCACAAUGACACACAUUUAUAUUUAUAUUAAUAUAUACUUGAAUAACUGCAAACUUAUAGAAAAAAAGUAACGAUAUUAUAACAGUACAUGUUUCAUAAUUCUACUUACUCACACAUGCAAAUUAUUAUCAUUAAGUUGUGAUUAACUCAUUAAUUCAUCAGAAGCGCAAAACUGCAAAAAAAAUAUUGUGAAAUUUUUAAAAUUUAUUUAAGUAAUAGAAAACGUAUUAAGCAUUGGUGUAAGCAGUAUGUCAGCAACGUUGAAACGCGUUAAAUGUGAAGCUGUCGGGUGAUUAAAACCACUUUGUUUCCUUAAUAAUAAUAAAAAAUAUAAUUACAA